AUGGAGGUUGUUGAGCAGCCAGUUUUGACAUACAAAAUAUCCCAGGUCAAGGCUAUGAUGGAGCAAGCAAUAUGCAUAGGGAAUUUAACGUUAGCAUUAGUUGCAGCAGCAAGAGAAGUGUUUGAAGUGCAUCAAUUCUUUAAAGACUUGUUUGAUAUUGUUAAUAUUACUUCUGCUUCUUCCAAACGGCACAAUGAAUUACAAAAAGCCCAAGCAGGUGAAAUAACUCGUUUGGUAUCCAUCAAUGAGUUAGCAACUGGAACAAGAAUGAAUCAAAUUGGCACUUUACAAAGUCCUGAUAUGAAUGCUCAAUACAUUAUGGGUCGUAGUCGCAACAAGAAGGAAGAUGUUACAGUGGAGCAUCAUUAUCCAGUGGAUAUAUUUUUUGAUACAAUAGAUGCUCAGUUGCAAGAAUUGAAGAGUAGGUUUAACGAACAUGUUGUCAACCUUCUCACUCUUACUACAGCUUUAGAUCCCAAGGAAUUUUUCAAGUUAUUUGAUAUUGAUAAAAUUUGCAUUCUUGUAAACAAGUUUUAUCGAGAAGAUUUUUCUCAACAAGAGAAAGAACGUCUCCUAUAUGAGUUGAAGAAUUAUGAACUUGAUGUAUGUAAGCAUCCUGGUUUUAGAAAAAUAUCAACACUUUCUGAACUUUGUAGAAGCUUAGUUGAGAGUGGAAAGUCAGUCAUGUACCCACUCGUUGAUAGAUUGAUUAGUCUUAUAUUGGCUCUUCCAGUUUCAAUAGUAUCCUCAAAACGUGUUUUUUCUACUAUGAACAUUGUGAAGACUCGACUUUGUAGCAAGAUGGAAGAUGAUUUUUUUAAGAACUUCUUUUGUUGUGUACAUUGA
Molecule: messenger RNA, 846 nt
Organism: Gossypium raimondii (Peruvian cotton)
Lineage: Eukaryota; Viridiplantae; Streptophyta; Magnoliopsida; Malvales; Malvaceae
Exons: 4
Coding region: 1-846 (281 amino acids)
Molecular function (GO): protein dimerization activity
Source: RefSeq, a predicted model, not a curated record